Molecule: messenger RNA, 1002 nt
Organism: Heterobilharzia americana
Lineage: Eukaryota; Metazoa; Platyhelminthes; Trematoda; Strigeidida; Schistosomatidae
Source: the annotation of a GenBank genome assembly
AUGAAACCAGCAGCAAUGAAAAAAUUCCGCACAAGUCACUCUUCUCCACUCCCACCCAAUGAACCAGGUACUCCUAAAAGAUCUGUACCUGGGCCAACUUCUCCUCUACAUUUUCUAGAUCUCUUGCUGUUUUCAACUCUUCGACGACCGAUAUUUGUUGAUCCUGCAAUUAAAGCUGGAAUAUACCUUUGUUUAGCAGCUGGAGUUUCUCUCAUAUUUGACUUUGUAAGAGCUCCACCAACUUACUUUUCUAAUAAACAUAAUCCGUUUAAUAAGUUUUUCGUCAAAUUGGGUUGGGCGUGGACAUGUGGUUGUCUUGCAGCUUUCUUAAUUGUUUCGUCUUUUGUGUAUACGGGUGGUAAUAUCAAAUUGAUGCGUGCGCACAUCUUACGCUUGGCUGUCGGUUCUGGUUGUUGGUAUAGUGGUACUGGAUUUAUAAAUUUGAUUCACGAUUGGACAGGUCAUUGUCAUCCAGCCUCUGUAACUCUUUCUAGUGGAUCCCCUCCCAGUCAUCGAAUGUUGUGUCAGCGAGCUGGUGGUGUUUGGUUCGGAUUUGAUAUAUCGGGUCAUUGUUUUCUGUUAGUUCUUUCUAACCUAUGGAUUAUGGAAGAACUAAGAUGUAUGCAACACUGGAACAAACUGUCUGAUAUUCUACAGCUGAAUAAGUAUGAUAACUCAAACUACUCACCUAAUUUCAGUGGUACUCGGCAUGUUUCUGAGCAGCAGCUGAACAUAAUGCGUUCAAGCUAUCGAAGAUUAACAACUGUCAUACGGCUCAUAUUUUCAUUCACUGCUUGCUUGUCGAUGCUUUGGGAUAUCAUGUUCCUUUCAACAGUUGUCUAUUUUCAUACUAUGCCAUCAAAACUUUUGGGGACAGCGCUUGCCGUGGCUUGCUGGUUUUUAUUUUACCGAGUCAUUUUUCGCAGUUGUUCAGCUGGUUCGUGGGGUGGCUUCGCUCCUGGCCUCCCUGGUGAUGGUCCAGUUAAAUUUGUAUGCAAUUAA